AUGUCUUCAAUCACAUUCAACAGCCCCCCCGGCGCCGGUCAAAAGCACGGCGAGCUCUGCCACUACUCCCAGUCCGUCGACCUGGGCAACGGCGUCGUCAAAUGCGCUGGGCAGGGAGGCUGGGAUCCGCAGACGGGGGCCCUCGACGCCAACGACACGCAGAGGCAGGUCCAGCUGGCGCUGGAGAACGUCGACGUCGUCCUCAAAGCCGCGGGCUUGCGGGGGUGGGAGGACGUCUACUCGCUGCGGUCGUAUCACUGCGAUAUCCGCGCUUCCUUCGACCUGACCGUCGAGGCUCUGAAGAAGCGCAUCCCGGACCACCGGCCGAUCUGGACAUGUAUCGCGGUCCCGCACUUGGCCUUUCCGGGAAUGCUCAUUGAGCUCGAGGUCGAAGCCAAGCGCCAGGAAUAG
Molecule: messenger RNA, 411 nt
Organism: Colletotrichum destructivum
Lineage: Eukaryota; Fungi; Ascomycota; Sordariomycetes; Glomerellales; Glomerellaceae
Product: Putative YjgF/YER057c/UK114 family, RutC-like superfamily protein
Exons: 1
Coding region: 1-411 (136 amino acids)
Cellular component (GO): mitochondrion; cytosol
Molecular function (GO): deaminase activity
Source: RefSeq, a predicted model, not a curated record